AGGUGCUUGAGGCCGCGGAGGUCGUUGGUGUCUGUUGAACGGCUUGUGGAAGUCGUGCUGUCUUGGGUAGGGGUUAAAAUCGUUCUCGAGAGGAACGUCUCUGUCCGAAGAGAACAUGAGUUUAGCUCUGAGAAAUGAGCUUGUAGUAGACAAAACAAAGAGGAAAAAAAGAAGAGAACUCUCUGAAGAACAGAAACAAGAAAUUAAAGAUGCUUUUGAACUUUUUGACACAGACAAAGAUGAAGCAAUAGAUUAUCAUGAAUUAAAGGUGGCAAUGAGAGCCUUGGGGUUUGAUGUAAAAAAAGCUGAUGUACUGAAGAUUCUUAAAGAUUAUGACAGAGAAGCCACAGGGAAAAUCACCUUUGAAGAUUUUAAUGAAGUUGUGACAGACUGGAUAUUGGAAAGAGAUCCACGUGAAGAAAUAUUGAAGGCAUUUAAACUAUUUGAUGAUGAUGAUUCAGGUAAAAUAAGCCUGAGGAAUUUGCGACGUGUUGCCAGAGAAUUGGGUGAAAACAUGAGUGAUGAAGAACUUCGGGCUAUGAUAGAAGAAUUUGAUAAAGAUGGUGAUGGAGAAAUAAAUCAAGAGGAAUUCAUUGCUAUUAUGACUGGUGACAUUUAAAGAAUUACAAGGAUAAACACUAAGAAUGUUGCAGUUACCAUCUUAUAUUCUAUUUUUGUGCCUGAAGCCGUGUUUAAAACAAAAAACAACUUAGUUCUUUUUUCCAAAAGGACCAAAAAUAAGCAUCUUAUGUAUUCAUAUUUUACUACUGUUAAGUUUCUUUAUAUGAACAGUAUUGUUAGUACUCUAAUAGUUUAGCUUUGUAUUUAUAAUAUAGCUUUUAUAUAUAAAGUUUAAAAAAUUGAAUCAUGUGGUACACAUUUUUUGAAGGUUUUUUAUUUAGCAUUAGUAGUCACUUUUGGUGCACAUGUUUUUCAGACUUUCCUUAAUAAAAUGUUUAUUUUUUAGUAUUUCAAAAUUUGGUAACUUUUCUGUUUAUUUUGAUUCCAAAUGUCUGCUAACCCUCAAGAGUAUCUUUCUUAAAUCUUUUCUCUAUACACGGUUGGUUUCAGAAACGAAAAUUGAAAUAUAAAUUGCAAUAGAAGAGUACAUUUUUCCAUUACAAGUUUGACAUUUGAUGUUUCAGUACAAAAUGAUGACUCCGUAUAGGCAUAAUUCCUUUUUCAUGAGUCAUGUCUUUCAGUUUGGAGGGAAACAGUAUUGUGCAUAUAGACUCAUUUAUCCUCAUGUAUUCAAUAUUAUGUUCUGUAACACUUUUGGUGUCUUAAGUUAUGACAGUUAAAUCUGGAUAUUUCUUUCUUAAACUAAUUGAAUAUAGUUUGAAUCAUCUAACUUCUUGACAAAGUGAAAGAUUUAAAUUUUGGAAUUUUGAUCUGUUAAGAUAAUUAUCACUCAAUUAAACGUCACAGUGAUGAAAAUAGGAAACUGUAAGCCACAGAAAUCAUUUAAGGCUCUGUUUUAGCUGUAUAAAGGAACGUUCUGUGAUUCACCAGGUAACAGUGGAGACAGAUUUUCCAGAUAUUGGUGGGUUCUUCUUCCUUGUAGAAGUGUAUGUUAGGGGGAAACACGUGGUUAGGGGAGAUAGGUCAUAGUAAUAAUUUGAGGCACUUUAAAUGUUGUGAGCCUCCUAGAAUAUUACAGAAAGAGUUAUCCACUAGAAAUUUAACAAAAAAAUCAGUAGAGAAUAAUGUAACAGUGGUGAUAUUUCAAAUAGUUAUCUAGAAAGCAAGUUAAUUGUUCACCAUAUUAAAAUUCAGUUUUGAAAAUGAAAUCAGUGUUCACAGUAAUACCAAUAUCCAGGGCAACAAAUAGACUGUGAAAUUUAAAAAAUUGUAUCAUGUUUACUGAUGAAUUUGCCUUCUAUAUCUCAAUCACAAAAUAUGUUGAUUUCCAGGAAAUUGAAGAAUAAAGAAAAUGAAGAAUAAAACACAAACAUGUAUCUAGGCUUGCUAGUCUUCUACCACUUUAUUGGAAUAAGUAACCUAAGGUACUUUUUUGUCACUUACAGAGAUAACUUCUUUAUUCUUAAUAUAAAUGGUUACUCCUUG
Lagenorhynchus albirostris (white-beaked dolphin) is the source of this 2067-nucleotide messenger RNA. RefSeq names its product centrin 3 (gene CETN3). The record is from RefSeq and is a predicted model, not a curated record. Gene Ontology annotation, molecular function: calcium ion binding; microtubule binding. Gene Ontology annotation, cellular component: myosin II complex; microtubule organizing center. The transcript has 5 exons. NCBI's taxonomy places the organism in Eukaryota, Metazoa, Chordata, Mammalia, Artiodactyla, Delphinidae. Gene Ontology annotation, biological process: spindle pole body duplication. The coding region runs from base 116 to 619 and encodes 167 amino acids.